This is a messenger RNA of Medicago truncatula (barrel medic), 736 nucleotides long. RefSeq lists its product as uncharacterized. The coding region runs from base 167 to 376 and encodes 69 amino acids. The transcript has 3 exons. Lineage: Eukaryota; Viridiplantae; Streptophyta; Magnoliopsida; Fabales; Fabaceae. The record is from RefSeq and is a predicted model, not a curated record.
AGUAUUCUAUGUCAGAAAAGCAAUUUUCCCAUAUUGAAACCAAAGAAAACCCGGUCCAUUCUCAAAAGAGCAAAAGCUUAUAUGGGUUCUUCCAGAACCUAACUUUGAAACAAACCAUUUUCAAAACAAUAGUAUAAAAUUAAAGGGUUUGUGAAUUUUUGCAUCAAUGUCACGAAGACGAAAUUUAGUGGUUGCUGCUGGAUUACUUGCUUUUGCUUCAGCAGGAAUGGCUUUUCCUUUCUACAUGGCUUCGUCGAAGAAACCGGUAAUUGAUCCAACAAAGCCACUUUCACCACAAGCAACAUUUCGAGGACCUUAUAUUAAUACUGGGUCACGUGAUAUUGGUCCUGAUCAUGAAACUUAUAAGAAGAAGUGAAUUAAUUUGACCCUUAUUGAGAUCAAGUUCGUGUUUUCUUUAGUGGUUUUUGUAAUUUUGAAUUUUAAGUCAUGCAACUAACUUAGAGUAUAGGUGGUUCAUCAAUCUGUAAUCUGUAUGAUUUAUUUCGCAAACGGUGAUUUUUUUAAUAAAAAGAAGAUGAAUGUUGUUAUUUAAUUAUGACAUGUGUAUAUGUUAAAUGGGUUUGGAUCUCAUUCUCAAAAGUUAGCUCAGACAUGCGAGUGCGAGGGAAGUAUGUAAGUUAAAAAAGGUUUUGUAUGGGUUUAAACAAGCUCGUCUCUUUGUAACUCUUGUAUUUAUGAUUUUGUAUUAUAUUAGAACCCUAGUCCUUUGUUCUUA